GCAAAACAAUGUUGUCGAGUUUAUGCGUAAGGGUGCAAGGAAUAUUUCGUGAAGUUCUAAACUGGCAUAGACAACAUUAAAUAGGUUUUGGUGUGUUUUUAAAUGAGUUCCGUUGAGUUUGUGCACAUUCUUGAUGUUUUUAGGGAACGAUAUGUAAUAUAACCUUACACUGCUAUGUAUCGAACAGAGUCAUUACGGAGGACCCAUUUGAUUCCGUCAUAAAUAAGUUGCUGUUGUUUCAAUGACUGCUGUUGUCAGUUCUUUCGCCGCAAACGUUUGCAAACAAAAAUUAUUCCGCUAUUAUAUGGUAUAUCAGAGCGUUAAGCGGGUUUUCUCACCGUAUAAAUACGCCAAUGUACAUAUUAAACUGCGCUUGUUUGAUCCCUUUCUUUAGAAGAUUGUGUUUUUUAGUAAGCAUUCGAUUUUCCCAACGAAUUGUUUAAAUACUUUUAAGAAGUAAUUCGUGAGAUGCAGAUCAAUGCGAUGGGUAUUUUUAUCAAGGGCUUGACUACAAAAAGGGAAAAGUAGAUUAUAUAUGUUACUCCAGUAGUGUUGACGCUUGGAUUGUAGUUAUGUUUGUGACACUUAAAGCCUGCUCAUAAUAAACUGCAACAUAUUGUACGUUAGACAGCUACAGUGCUUACAGAAUGUAUUGGACAGUACACUUAGAAGGUGGACCAAGACGAGUUAAUCAUGCAGCUGUUGUUGUUCUUGAUAAGAUUUACUCCUUUGGUGGUUACUGCACGGGGGAGAACUACCAGAGGAAGCGGCCAAUGGAUGUUCACAUUCUUAACACAGGUAACUACAGGUGGCACGCUUUACCUACACCAGAAUACAAUGAUGUGACAAAAACCACUGUCCCAUAUCAGAGGUAUGGACACACAGCUGUUGAACAUGAGCAGAAGAUUUACAUAUGGGGUGGACGUAAUGAUGAAGCUGCGUGCAACAGAUUAUUCUGUUUUAAUCCAGAUGAUUUAACUUGGAGCAGUCCCAAAGUGAGUGGGAUGAUUCCUGCUGCAAGAGAUGGCCAUUCAGCUUGUGUAAUUAAUAAUCAAAUGUUUGUCUUUGGAGGCUUUGAGGAACAGAUGGACAGAUUUUCACAAGAUGUCUAUUCUUUAGACCUGCGCACAAUGGUGUGGAGAUACAUAAUAACUCAGGGUGACCCUCCAUCAUACAGAGAUUUCCAUUCGGCAAAUGCAAUAGACGAUAGAAUGUAUGUAUUUGGUGGGCGAGGAGAUGUGUAUGGUCCUUACCAUUCACAAGAGGAACUAUAUUCAAACAGUAUAAUGUACCUGGAUACAGCUACUGGAGUGUGGCACCAGCCUCGGACAACUGGGGAUAUACCUUUAGGCAGGAGGAGCCAUUCUGCAUUUGUAUACAAAAAUAGCCUGUAUGUGUUUGGUGGCUACAAUGGACUCUGUGAUGAGCACUUCAAUGACUUGUACCAGUUUUCUCCAGUGACCAACACGUGGACGCUUAUGCAGACACUUGGGAAACCUCCAAGCAGGAGGAGGAGGCAGUCAUGUCUUGUUGUUGGAGACAGAGUUUUCUUAUUUGGAGGUACAAGCCCAUACCAGGGACAGAUGUCAUACCAAGUAAUUGAAGAUCUGUACAAUGAAGGAAUUGACUCAAAACUUAUGGAUCAUAAUGAUAUGCAUAUACUGGACUUUGCACCCUCACUACGAACACUCUGUGCUAUGAUUGUUAUUAAUAAUCAGUUGGACUACAGCAGCUUGCCAGAGGAGUUAAGGUGGGAACUGCGUGUAAUGGUGACACCAAACUCCAUAUCAAGACCUUUGAACAACACUGGCUGACAUAGAGUAACUUGUUCAUUAUGCUGUUAUAACUCGGUCAGUGUGGCUGAAUAGGGCAAGACUGUUCUGUUGUCAAGUUAUAAGUAUCAGAUUACUACUGAGAAUGUAAGUCUUGUGAAAUAAAUUGUGUGUGUGUGUGUGUGUGUGUGUGAGAGAGAGAGAGAGAGAGAGAGAGAGAGAGAGAGAGAGAGAGAGAGAGAGCCAGCCAGCCAGCCAGGUUUGGUGUGAGAUUAUAUUAGGUACAAAACUUGUGACAUGUUGUUGUUGUUUGAAAAGACUUGCUGACAUUGUAUGAAGAUACACUUUUGAAAUUGCAGCCACUACGUGAUGUGUCUCUUUAUACAUAAAUACGUGUCAUCAGGUUAUAUUGUUGAAUCUCUGAUGUUAUUGAUGUGCAGUUGUAAUGCAGUUUUUGUGUGUAACUUUCAGUUAUUUGGGUGUACUCAUUUGAAUUUUCA
This is a messenger RNA of Schistocerca nitens (vagrant locust), 2272 nucleotides long. RefSeq names its product kelch domain-containing protein 3. The record is from RefSeq and is a predicted model, not a curated record. Gene Ontology annotation, cellular component: cytoplasm. Gene Ontology annotation, molecular function: chromatin binding; protein binding. The transcript is spliced from 9 exons. Lineage: Eukaryota; Metazoa; Arthropoda; Insecta; Orthoptera; Acrididae. Bases 648 to 1814 code for a protein of 388 amino acids.